GGGGAAACCUGCACACUGUUUUUCAGUAAGCAGCAGACAAGAUGAAUUUUUCAAAGGCUCAAAAACAAUCUGAAAGGUUUAGAAUCGCUUUGUUUGGAAAGAAGACUGAUUUAAUGAACAAGAUUGAAGAUAGAAUCCUUGAAGGAGCCAGUAAGUCAAUGGAAAUUUCAAACCUUAAACUGAGAGAAAACGACUCGUUCAGGAUCGUCAGUGCUCAGAAUUCCUUUGAAUGUCAAGACCAGAUGAUUGACUUCAUGGCACUUUUAUAUCCUGGGCCUCAUCAGUUCAUUUUGGCAAUAGAGUCAGAAAACGCACAAGAAGACAACGUUGUGGAACAAAAUUCUAAACUUCAAAAGCUCUUUGGAGAUGAUGUCACAAAAAAUGUAGUUAUUGUUUCAGAAAACCAAGAAAGCCACAGUUCACUCGAGCGUAUGAAAGAGAUACUCCAUGUGCAGAUGACAAUAGUGGGUACCAAUCUUGCCUCUGAAUUGAAGCAGUGGUCCUCAGACCAUCAGCCAUUCCAAUUCAACUAUGAAAACUGCAGCAAAGACGUGACAAAAAGGAAAAAAGAGUUGGAGAGCAAAAGAAAUAGAGUCUUCCCUCAGAAAAACCCUCAGACUACAGGUGCUCAGAGUUCUUCAGAAACUGUGAGCUACAUUGUUCUGUUGGGAAAAGCAGGGACUGGAAAGAGCGCAUCUGCAAACACCAUCCUGGCUGCAGGGAAUUCCCACAAUUCAGUCUUUCCAACCCUGGUCAUUGGGAACUCACAGCAGGAUUCAAACCAACCUUUUGCAUCCUACCCAAGCUCCACACCAGUCACCACCAAAUGUGAGGUCAAAAAGAUGAAGGUGGGGGCACCAUUUGUAGUUGUUGACACCCCAGACUUUUUUUACGAAGAUGACCAUGUGCUGGACGAGCAGCUGGAGGAGUGCAAGAAGUACUGUCAGCCAGGGCGGUGUGUGGUGUUACUUGUAGUACAGCUGGGCCGGUUCACUGAGGGUGAGAGUGAAAUAUUAGAGAAGCUGGAGGAACAUCUCGGCUGGGAAAUCAGGGGUCGCACAAUUGUCUUGUUUACGCACGGAGAAGACCUGAAUGUUGAUGUGGAUAGGUUCAUAGGUGAGCGGAGUCACCUCAAGCGCAUCGUGCAGGCUUGUGGCGGUCGAUACCAUGUAUUCAAGAACACCACCAAAAAUUCGAAACAGGUCAUCGAACUCAUCAAGAAAUUUCCACACUUGUUUCCAAACAUCCAAGAAAAACACCAGUCCUCCCAGUGCAGUCUGAGUUAGCUUUACACCAAAGACCCAAAGAAGUUAUAGCAAAUAUAAUCCUUUGAUGCACUAUGAACUUAGUGUUAUUGUAUGUAUUUAUCUUAAUGUCUCUUUUGUUUUAAUAUUUCUAAUCUUUAAGUUUCAUGCAUACUUAUUUGUCUUAUUUCCUUUGAAUUAUCAGAAUAUGUUUCACCUAACAAAACAGAGCAUUUUAAGGUCUUUAUUCAUUGGAAAAGUCAUUUUAAAGGUCUGGUGUAUCAGGGGGCGCAUUAAGAUACAACACUGAUGGGUUAUGGUCAUUUUUAUAUCUAUGCAAAGCAAA
Messenger RNA from Archocentrus centrarchus (flier cichlid), 1590 nucleotides. RefSeq names its product GTPase IMAP family member 8-like. NCBI's taxonomy places the organism in Eukaryota, Metazoa, Chordata, Actinopteri, Cichliformes, Cichlidae. Bases 42 to 1286 code for a protein of 414 amino acids. The record is from RefSeq and is a predicted model, not a curated record. The transcript has 4 exons. Gene Ontology annotation, molecular function: GTP binding.